Messenger RNA from Ascochyta rabiei, 417 nucleotides. RefSeq names its product pyruvate transporter mpc1. Gene Ontology annotation, biological process: pyruvate import into mitochondria. Lineage: Eukaryota; Fungi; Ascomycota; Dothideomycetes; Pleosporales; Didymellaceae. Gene Ontology annotation, cellular component: mitochondrial inner membrane. The record is from RefSeq and is a predicted model, not a curated record. The transcript is spliced from 3 exons. Bases 1 to 417 code for a protein of 138 amino acids.
AUGGCCGCCGCAAUCAAAGCCCUCAAUGCGAAGAUCCGCUCCAACAAGUACACCGACUACAUCUGCUCGACCCACUUCUGGGGCCCCGUCAGUAACUUUGGUAUCCCCAUUGCCGCAAUUGCAGACAUGAGCAAGGACCCGGAGAUCAUAUCCGGCCGCAUGACCGGCGCGCUAACCCUCUACUCGGCCACCUUUAUGCGCUACGCCAUGGCUGUCAGCCCCGCAAACUACUUGCUGUUUGGGUGCCACGCCAUCAACUUCACCUCGCAGCUCGUCCAGGGCUACCGCUACAUCAAUUACUUCCACUUUGGCGGGCGAGAGGCGCAGCUGGGCGACCAGGCCAAGCAGGUCGGCGCCGAGGCGGUCGGCAAGGCCAAGGAGGUCGCGGAUAAGGCGAAGGCUGCUGUUUCGAAAUAG